AUGGAUGACUGGCAAAUUCCACAAGCACAACAGCAGCAGCAGCAGCAGCAACAACAACAGCAAAGAAUAUCUAUGAACAGUAUUGGUCCAAUUCAUAGUAGUUAUCAGUCGAUACGUACAAGACCUUCACCAUAUCCAAUGAAUGAAAUUAAACAACAUUAUCAUUAUCAACAACAACAACAACAAACAUCAACAAUACCAGUUAAAACUAAUUCAAAUUCUAAUGUUUAUAAUUCUCUUCCUUAUACACCUACUCAUAUGGAACAAAUUCCACAUCAACAACGCAUGAUCACUACAAAAUCUAGUUCCGGUCCCAUAUCUACUUAUAAUGCUGGACAACAACAAAUAAUGUCAGCUCGAGCACGUUCAAUGCCAUAUUCAACACCAUCUUCUAUGUAUAAUCAUUCUUCUGGUUCAAUUUGUCAAUGUACUUCACAUAUGCAGCAUUAUCCAACACAACAACAUCAAAUGUAUUAUCAAAAUUAUUAUCAAUCACAACCAAUAUCUUAUCAACAAAAUUCAAAUUCAAUGAAAUAUGAAACAAUAAAAAAUAAAGUUAAACUACAAUCUGAAGAAUCUGUUUCAUCAUCAGCUGCAGCAGCAUCUUAUCAUCCAUCAAUUUGUACAAAUUCAUAUAUACCAGCUCAACAAUUACCACCACAAUCAACAACUAUGUCACAAGAAUAUCAAACAUUUUCAAAUCAAUCACAAAUAUUUCCUAGUCCACCAAGUAAUCCAAGUACACCUUAUCAAGGUGAAUUUAAUGGUAAUACUGAAUUCGGUGUUCCAUAUCAUCAAGGACAACCAAGUUCAGUUAAUUCACUUACAGAUGCACUAUGUCCUAGCGGUGAUACAACUGAUCGUCAAAUGACACCUGGUCCACCGAGUGUUGGCACACCUCGUGUUGCGCAACAUCAAUAUUCUUUUCCACAAACACCUUUAACACCUACAACGUCAAGAUUACCAAAUGAACAAAAUAUCGAUGAACUUACAGCAUUUUUACAAGACCCAAGCAAUAUUUAUCUAACAGAUGAUAUUACAUCUACACUUCUCGAUGAUAUUGAAGUUUUAGCUGAUACAUAUUUAGGUGGAAGAGCAGGAAAUGAACAUCAAUCAACUAUUGACAAUAGUUUAGAUUAUGAUAUUAUUUUAAAUUAUCUCUGUUCUGAUGAUCUCAUAAUUAGUCUUGUAGUGAUAGCACAACAACCAUAUCCAUGUAUAACACCAUCACAAUGGGAAGCAACUGUUUUUGAUAGUAAUGAACAAGAAAUCAUCCGAGAUUUUGGUAUUCGAUCAGAUGCUCAAUCAUAUGGUGAAGCUUAUGUUGGUACUGCAGUUAUACUUGGAUUAGGUCUUCUUGUUACUAUGUGGGGUGCAAAUUAUACAACAUCAUCUAAUGAUACUAUUCGAGAUUUUGGAUCAUGGACUUAUCAACAUUGUCUUCCAGUUAAUCUUAUACGAUAUAGUCAAAAAUAUGGUAGAACUCAAACAACAUUCUUUAAUAUUAUACCCAGUAUUAGUAAUACAAGUGUAUUUAUACCUCGAAAAGAAUGUCUUACAGAAGAAGAAAAAUACUUGUUAUAUGAUAAAUCAUCGAAGAUGACUAAUGUAUAA
Adineta steineri is the source of this 1614-nucleotide messenger RNA. Lineage: Eukaryota; Metazoa; Rotifera; Eurotatoria; Adinetida; Adinetidae. The record is from the annotation of a GenBank genome assembly.